GUGUGUAUUUGCUUUACUGGCGACAGAAGUGCAGGUUGGGGCAGGGUGGGUGUGUGACGCUGUGUAUGAGGGGAGUAUCCUGAGCUCCCAGCUCUCAGUCAUUCAUACACUCGAGGUACACACACACACACACACACAUAAACACAGGGGAAGAGAGGAGACAGCGGCAGCAGAUCAGCUGUGAAGCCCGAAAAUAAGAAGAGUGGAAAAAGAACAAGAGACGGAAAGAGAAAAGAUGACAAUUGGCAAGAACUCCAGGAACAGCUCAGUGCGGAGCUCCGUCCGGGCGCCAAAGUUCCUGGACAAAUCCAGUGGCUUCUACGGUCGCCUUGACGAGCCUGAGGCCGCCGGGGAAGGAGGCGAGAGGAGGAGAGAGGAAGUAGAGGAGACGUGUCGCAAGACGGGGGACAGCGACACAGACGGGGGAGUCGCCGGCAGCCCGAGGGUGGUGCAUGUUUCAGGGGCAGGUGAGAGGGAGGAAGUGGAGGCGUUUGACCUGGAUGAAGGGAUGAUGGAGGACGACGGGGAGACUCUCCUCCAGAGGAAGCCCGGCCGCCGCAGCAGCAGGUGGAGAAGGAGCUCCAGGAGGAAGCAGGAGGUGCGGAGAGGCGAGGAGGACACAGGGAGUCCAGUUGACCCACACGCCGCAGAGGACAGCAGGGUGGCGAUCGAAGUGGAGACGGAGGAAGGGAAGGAGACGGAGGAAGGGGUGGAGGAAGCGGGGAAGGAGCCCGCGCUCGUCCACUUUCCGACUCGGGGGGAUGCGGACGACCAGGUCCUGAUCAGAGACAAGAAGAGGAGGAUGGAGGACGAAGGAGAUGAGGAGGAGAGGAGGAUGAAGAGUGAGCAAGAGGAGGGGAGGAAGGCCGUGAAGAGGAACACGGCGAAGAAUUAUCGCAAGGCCUUGGACCGAGCCUUCCGCCGCGGCUGGGAGGCCUUCAUCGCCAACCUCUACAGCGUCACGCUCACACCCGUGACAUCGUCCUCACCGCCAUCUUCUGCGCCGUCGCUGAAGAAGAAACAGCAGCACAACUCCGUGUUGGCCGAGUUUCAGUAGAAACUGGACAAUAAAACGAAACCCUUUGUAGUAUUUAGUUUGACCGAAUGCUCCGUGCUGUGAUGGACUGUCCUGCCCGAGGGACGUUGCUCACAUUUUUUACUUUUAUCACAGUGACCACAUGAUGCGGGUCACACGUUAGGCCUCAGAAACAUUGAUUAUUUGUGCAAAUGACUAAGUCCUGAUUGCUCAUCAUAAGGUUUACGGCCUCCUCUCACAGGGUUCAGUGUCUCGGUGGCUUUUACAGUGAAGUCUAUGGGCUUGAAUGGAAAAGCCUCCAUGUGACUGAGUUCAGCUGCUGCCGGUUUCCCUCGACUGUGUCGCCAUUUCGAGAUCCGGUCUCAGCAGCUUAGCUCCUUAAUCGUGGUCCCUCAUCAAGAGCUUAGGGUACGAAUAAGAUUUGCAUCCUUUUGUUUUGCACUGUGAAACUACAAACGUGUUGAUGUGCAACCGAAAGGAAUGGAAAUGUUCGGCCGCAUGAGCAUUGACUGAUGAGUGGACUUUAGUUUUGGUACGUUAAUCAGUGAUAUUUAUUGCUGCCUGAGAGAUAAUCAGUAAUGAGAAGAGGACAAACGCACACAGCUAAUCCGUAUUUAGACAAAGUGAUCGUGAUUAAAGAAGAUUUUUUUAUUAUUUUCAUAUUUUUUAAGAAAUGUAUGUUUUUUUCAGAGAUUUAAGCGGGUUUUCCAUCUGUGUGUGCACAUAUAUACGCAAGAGUAUGUCAGUGUUUGACUUCCUCACUGUGUGUUCUGGUGAAGGUUAUUUAACCUGAAGGGACGAGGCAGGAGUGUGUGCAUGUGUGUGCAUGUGUGCGCAAAUGAGAUGAGAUCUUUGUUUUAAUAUCGCCAUGGUUCUAAAUCAGAGUGUGUUUCGGUUGUUACCGCUGCAGCUGCACAUCAUGUUUGUUUUAGAAGUUUCAGUGACCUGAAACAUCACCAAUUGGCACCUUGAAAUUCAAAAUAUAGUUAAUUUUACGCCAUGCAUUCAAAUAUGCAACUGGUGGCAAGAAGACAUCAUAUAAGUGAUUCAGGUGAUUUUGUAAUACUUUUUAAUUUACCCUUGUUACAAUGAAAUUCUAAUAUUUAUAAUAGUCCUGCUGUCAUUCAACGUUAUCCACUUAAUAUCACUUUAUAUAUGUUUUACCUCUUGCAAACUAGACUGAAUAGGCAACAGUUGUUGUGGUUGUAUGUAAUGAUUGUCUAAAAAUGUGCUGCAUUUUAUUUUUAAAUCCUUUUGUAUCGUAAUCAAAUAAUCUGAAGUCAUCAAACAUAAAAAUAAGCACUUUUCUGAAUAAAUAAAGACUUAAUUUAUUGCA
Messenger RNA from Pseudoliparis swirei, 2372 nucleotides. RefSeq lists its product as uncharacterized. The record is from RefSeq and is a predicted model, not a curated record. The transcript is spliced from 3 exons. NCBI's taxonomy places the organism in Eukaryota, Metazoa, Chordata, Actinopteri, Perciformes, Liparidae. Bases 236 to 1057 code for a protein of 273 amino acids.